AUGUACAAUUUUUGUAAUGAAACUGGACACAACAAAGCUACAUGUCCAAUGUGGGGUCCUUCUGAAGUAGGUCCAAGUAAAGCAAGAAAGAAGAGUAAUGCAAGAAACUGUCCUUCACAAGCAGGUCCAAGCACUCCAGCUCCAAGUGCUCCAACACAUGUCAAUCAAGAUCCUUUGACUCAAGACCAUGUCCCUGUGAAUCAAGAGCCUGUCAUUCAAGUGAAUGUCCCUGUGAAUCAAGAGCCUGUCAUUCAAGUGAAUGUCCCAGUGAAUCAAGAGCAUGUGAAUGACGAACCUGUGAAUCUAGAGAAUGUGGAUGAAGUUCCUGUCAACCAAGAUCAUGUGAAUGAAGUUCCUGUGCAUGAAGAUCCUGUGAAUGAAGUACCUAUCAACCAAGAUCUUGUGAUUCCAGUACCUGUUAACCAAGUGCCUGUGAAUCUUGGUGUUAGAGUGCCUAAGAGACUUGGUGUUAGAGCAAGGAAGCCUUCAGAGAGAAUCAACAAGAUACAAAUCAGGAAGCAGGUUUUCCGAAAGGAUGGCAAAGGAGUGACUGAGGACAACCCAAUUACUUUAGAUUUAGACUGA
Molecule: messenger RNA, 585 nt
Organism: Lactuca virosa
Lineage: Eukaryota; Viridiplantae; Streptophyta; Magnoliopsida; Asterales; Asteraceae
Source: the annotation of a GenBank genome assembly